Triticum turgidum subsp. durum (durum wheat) is the source of this 1848-nucleotide messenger RNA. Lineage: Eukaryota; Viridiplantae; Streptophyta; Magnoliopsida; Poales; Poaceae. The record is from the annotation of a GenBank genome assembly.
AUGGAAGCUCCGCCGCCUCUUCUCCUACCAUUCCUGCUGCUCCUCCUCCUAGCCUCCAACAUGGCCACCGCGGCCGGGGACGGCUGCAGCGCGGGCUGCGACCUCGUGCUGGGCUCCUACUACGUCACGAAGAACACGAACAUCACCUACAUCGCUUCGCUCUUCGGCUUCACCGACUACCGACUGCUCGCCAAGUAUAACCCCGGGCUCCCCAAUCUAGACGACGUCGCCGCCGCCGGGUACCGCGUCGACGUCCCCUUCCCCUGCGAGUGCCUCGCGCGGCCCUCCGACCCGGCCUCCACCUACCUCGCCGCCUCCAUCCCCUACAAAGUCGUCACGGGAGAAACCUACGCCAGCAUCGCCAGCAACUACAUCAACCUCACCACCGCCGACUGGCUGCAGGCCACCAAUACCUACCCGCCCAACAGCAUCCCCGACGGCGCCACCAUCCAGGUCACCGUCAACUGCUCCUGCGGCGACGCCGGGAUCUCCACGGAUUACGGGCUCUUCCGCACAUUCCCGCUAAGGGACUGGGAGACGCUCGCCUCCGUCGCCGCAACUCGUGACCUCUCGUCGCCGGAGCAGAUGGACAUAGUCCGGAGGUAUAAUCCCGGCAUGGAUGGUGCCACCGGGAGCGGCAUCGUGUAUAUCCCUGCCAAAGAUCCCAAUGGAAGUUACCUUCCUCUUAAAUCACCAGCAGGAAAAAAGGUUUCAGCAGGAGCAAUAGCAGGAAGUGUUGUGGCUGGUGUAGUGGCACCUGUCUUGGGUGUCUUGUUAUUCUUGUUUUAUAGGCGAAGAAAGGCGAAACAGAAUACACUGCGGCUAGCCAGUACAAUAUUAAUGCAAAAGGUGACAUCAUCGGCCACUCAAGCUGACGUAGCUUCAUUAGCUGCUGGCAUUACAGUUGACAAAUCAGUCGAGUUCACAUACCAAGAACUUUUUAAUGCUACAGAAGGCUUCAACAUAACUCAUAAAAUUGGACAAGGUGGUUUUGGUGCUGUCUAUUAUGCUGAGCUUGUAGGCGAGAAAGCCGCCAUAAAGAAAAUGGACAUGCAGGCUACUCAGGAGUUUCUUGCCGAGUUAAAGGUUUUGACACAUGUUCACCAUCUAAAUCUGGUGCGCUUGAUUGGUUAUUGCACAGAGAGUUCUUUGUUCCUUGUCUACGAAUUUGUCGAGAAUGGAAACUUAAGCCAGCAUUUGCGUGGAACUGGUUAUGAGCCUCUUUCUUGGGCUGAAAGAGUUCGGAUUGCGCUAGAUUCGGCAAGAGGUCUUGAGUAUAUUCAUGAGCAUACCGUUCCAGUCUACAUACAUCGGGACAUCAAAUCUGCAAACAUCUUGAUAGACAAGAACACCCGUGCAAAGGUUGCAGAUUUUGGUCUAACAAAGCUUACAGAAGUUGGUGGUGCAUCUUUGCAAACACGUGUUGUUGGUACAUUCGGUUACAUGCCUCCAGAAUACGUUAGAUACGGCGAUAUUUCUCGUAAGGUUGAUGUGUAUGCCUUUGGCGUAGUCUUGUACGAACUUAUCUCAGGCAAAGAUGCCACUGUCCGACCAACCGAUGGAUCUGCUAGUGGUUCAAGGGGACUGGUUUAUCUGUUUGAAGAGGCUCUCACUGCAUUGGAUCCGAAAGAAGGCCUCCAGAAGCUGAUCGAUCCAAAGCUGGGAGACGACUAUCCCGUCGAUGCAAUUCUCAUGAUGACACACCUGGCGAACGCAUGCACUGCAGAGGACCCCAAGCUGAGGCCCACAAUGAGGUCUGUGGUCGUCGCGCUGAUGACGCUCUCUUCCAUGAGCGAGUUCUGGGAUAUGGAAAACCCGGGCUUGGUGAACCUCAUGUCCGGGAGAUGA